Saccoglossus kowalevskii is the source of this 930-nucleotide messenger RNA. RefSeq lists its product as uncharacterized. The record is from RefSeq and is a predicted model, not a curated record. Gene Ontology annotation, molecular function: hydrolase activity. Lineage: Eukaryota; Metazoa; Hemichordata; Enteropneusta; Harrimaniidae.
AUGGAGUUUAUCGACCCCCAUUUCCACGUAUGGGAUACACUCGAAAUCGCGAAAACCGGCCACUCAGCAAAAUUACUCGGCGGCCCGGGUAAAGAGUUCCCGAUAUACUGUACGGAAGACUAUAGAGUAGACUUCGAAAGUGUAGAUGGUAUGGUAUGUAAGGGAUGUGUGUACAUCGAAGGGAUUUCCAGCGUGCCUCUAGCUGAAGCUAUGUGGGCCUCGGGGGAGUGUCUCAAUCUGGUCGGUGAGACGUCCGUGUGCGAUUUCCGAGUAGUGGCUCGGUGUGAUCUCUCAGAUCCUGAUGCCAAGAAGCGUUUGAGGCGGCUUAAGUCUAUAUCGGGUGUAGUCGGAGUACGACAGAUAAUGAGCCAUCACCCGUCGAAUCCCACGCUUACCUGGCCACUGGUUGAACGAGCCGAUUACAUGCAAGAUAAGGACUGGUUAAUUGGCUACGCAGCGCUCGGAAAACUUGAUUUGAGCUUUGAGUUGCAGGUAAAUCAGCACCAGUUGGCCGAUUUCGUCCAAGUUGCACAAAGAUAUCCUAACACGAAUGUCGUUAUUAAUCACAUGGGAAUGUUGAACAUGAACGAGUCAGAUGCUUUGGAUAUUUGGAGAAAAGGUAUGGCGGCCCUAGCCGAGUGUAAAAACGUCUCCGUAAAGAUAUCUUUUAUAGAUUUUGCCGUACCUCAGUGGUAUAAAGAUGAAAAGGCGAACGAAGAAGUACGUGGCUAUAUUAGAGAAGUGAUAGUUAUGUUUGGCAGUGACCGUUGUAUGUUUGCGUCUAACUUCCCCGUGGACAAAUACGGGGGUGUCACUAUGGAUCAACUCUACUCAAAUUAUCGAAAGUUCGUGGCCGACUUAGAUGAAAAAAGCCAGUAUGAUCUCUUCUACGGAACAGCCGCCCGUUUUUAUAAAUUCGAUACCGAAUAA